Molecule: messenger RNA, 767 nt
Organism: Macrosteles quadrilineatus (aster leafhopper)
Lineage: Eukaryota; Metazoa; Arthropoda; Insecta; Hemiptera; Cicadellidae
Product: histone deacetylase complex subunit SAP18-like
Exons: 4
Coding region: 190-666 (158 amino acids)
Biological process (GO): negative regulation of DNA-templated transcription
Cellular component (GO): nucleus
Molecular function (GO): transcription corepressor activity; transcription factor binding
Source: RefSeq, a predicted model, not a curated record
AGAGUUGCUGUUGCUGUUGCUACGUUUGUUUUGGUUUGAUUGAGGUUAUUUAUUUUUAUUUAAUUUAUCACUCCACUCAAAGAGAGAGUAGAGAGUUUCUCUGCCGAAUAACAUUUGACUUAUUACUGUAUAAACUAAAGUCAACUUAACUUUCUGAAGUUCAAAAAUAUUUUAUUCUGUAACCCAAAGAUGGCUUCAACGUUAGAAUCAAUGGUCAGAGUUGAAGAAAGAUUUGUGGAACCUGAAAAGCCGGUGGAUAGAGAAAAGACUUGCCCGUUACUGCUAAGAGUAUUCUGUUGCAAUGGAAGGCACAAUAACUCACAGGAAUACAGGAAUGGCAACGUACCUGCAAAUGAACUCCAAAUUUAUACAUGGAUGGAUGCCACUUUGAGGGAGAUAACAAGCCUGGUGAAAGAAGUCAAUCCAGAAGCAAGGAGAAAAGGAACCAUGUUUGAUUUUGCUUUGGUUUUCCCAAACCCUACCACUCCUGGAUAUCGCUUUAGAGAUGUCGGGACCACGAUUUCUGGCCAGAAAGGGCCUGAUGAUCCAAAAACACUUUCACAGCUAAGAUUCACCAUAGGAGACUACAUGGAUGUUUGCAUCAGUCCGCCCACUCGUAUGAAUCCUCCGAUGAUGAGACGCGGGGGUAUGAUGAGACAAUACUGAAGACUCAUCAAACUUCAUUCAAGUUUGGAAACCACUGUUAACAGUUAAGAGUCCUUGUUUCUUUGUGUAAUUUUGUCUGAUUUUUGUAAGAAUAAAUAGUU